Molecule: messenger RNA, 3801 nt
Organism: Knipowitschia caucasica
Lineage: Eukaryota; Metazoa; Chordata; Actinopteri; Gobiiformes; Gobiidae
Source: the annotation of a GenBank genome assembly
AUGCUGCUUUUGGACGAGACUGAGACGUUUUCAGACCAGUCCCACCAUAGCGCCCCCUUCAGCUCAGAGAAUGAGGCGCAGGGGGGAGAUCCCGGGGUAUGGCAGUGCACUCCUCCACAGUCGGCGGCUGCAUCUCAGCUCCUCCCGUCCAGAGACCACGCCCACAGCCCUGGUGACUCCUCCCACAACCAGAGCUCCUCCUCCACGCUCGCGAUCACCAAGAAGAGGAGCUCCAAACCACAACACAUGAGACGCAACAUCAGAAAGUUGAUUCGGGAUCACCAGUUGGAGGCAACGACCAAAGCUGCUCAGCACGUGGAGCUCGAGAGACGGAGGCGACUUGAGCAUCACAGAAAACAAGACUAUCCCGUACCACUGACACACACAACAGCUGAUGUAACAAAACAUACAAAGCCUUCACCCACGGUAGCAGCCUCUCGACCGGAAGUCCAGGAUGUGGCCUGCCUGGACUCGAUCAGCUCAGUGGGCACAGAGGCGGACUGCAAACUUGACCGACUACACUCAUCGGAGAGAACGCACAAAACUGCAGUUCCAAAGGACAUUUCGGCAGUGCCCACUUCCAGAGAGGAGGUAGAGUCUGAGCCCAGCGGAUCCCAUGUUAACGACGCUCUGAACCGGCCCGACGCUCAGGGAAGAGUCCUGGUCAACACCAACCACCCAGACAGCGACCCAGACAUUUACCUUGCACCACAGCUGGCAAAGGCUGUCAAAGCACAUCAGAUCGGGGGAAUCCGCUUCUUGUACGAUAACUUGGUGGAGUCGCUGGAGCGUUUCAGCAGCGGUCCUGGGUUCGGCUGCAUCCUGGCGCACAGCAUGGGUCUGGGAAAAACACUGCAGGUCAUCUCCCUCAUCGACGUGCUGUUCAGACACACCCGAGCCCACACCGUCCUCGCCAUUGUUCCCGUGAACACUCUGCAGAACUGGCUGCAUGAGUUCAACACAUGGGUCCCAUCGGCCGAGUCUCUGCCUCCUGGCGUGGACCACAAACACAUCACUCCUCGUACUUUCAGGGUCCACAUACUCAACGAUGAACACAAGAACACGACAAGCCGGGCGAAAGUGGUGGAGGAAUGGUCCAGAGAUGGCGGCGUGUUGCUGAUGGGAUAUGAGAUGUACCGCCUGCUGUCCCUGAAGAAGAGCUUUGUGGCUGGACGCAAAAAGAAGAACAAGAAGACCCCAAACUCCUCUGGGUCUGUGCUGGAUGUGGACGAGGAGGACCGGCAGCAGGAGCUUCUUAAAGGUAUAGAGAAGGCACUGGCUCGGCCCGGUCCCGAUGUAGUGAUCUGCGACGAGGGCCAUCGCAUCAAGAACUGCCACGCCAGCACCUCCCAAGCCCUGAAGAGCAUCCGCACCCGCCGCAGAGUGGUGCUCACGGGGUACCCCCUGCAGAACAACCUCAUCGAGUACUGGUGCAUGGUGGACUUUGUGCGCCCAGACUUUCUAGGUACGCGUCAGGAGUUCAGUAACAUGUUCGAGAGGCCGGUUCUGAACGGGCAGUGUGUGGACAGCACUCCUCAGGACCUGCAGCUCAUGAGGUACAGGAGCCACGUGCUGCACAGUCUGCUGGAGGGGUUCGUUCAACGACGGGGUCAUGACGUUUUGAGAGAGCAGCUCCCAAUGAAGGAGGAGCAUGUGAUCCUGGUGCGCCUGUCUCCCCUGCAGAGGGCGCUCUACACAGAGUUCAUGAACCGCUUCCAAGAGGCGGGGAACACGGGCUGGCUCAGUCUGAACCCUCUCAAGGCCUUCUGUGUCUGCUGCAAGAUUUGGAACCACCCAGACGUGCUGUACGAGGCUCUGCAGAAGGAAAACCUGGCCAGUGAACAAGACCUGGACCUGGAUGACAUCACCUCCUCCCGCUGCCACACAACGGCCAAUCAGAAGCCCAAACCACUGGAGACGCCAAACCCCAUUGGUGGAAUGAGUCUGACCCAAAUGCAGGAGAAAGCCAAUCAAGUCAUCACUUAUGAAUGGGCAAAAGAAAUUAUGAAGGACUAUAUCCCCGGUGUCCUGGAGAACUCCGCUAAAAUGGUGUUGCUGUUUCAUUUAAUAGAAGAGAGCGUCAGAAAGGGAGACAAGUUGCUCGUUUUCAGUCAGAGUUUGUCCACACUGACUGUGAUUGAAGAGUUCUUGGCAAAGCGACCUGUUCCUCCUUCACCAAAUUCCAGCAAGAACAAAUCAAAUCAGAACUGGGUCCGAAACCUCAACUACUACAGAUUGGAUGGCAGCACAACAGCUUCAGAGAGAGAGCGUCUCAUAAACCAGUUCAACGACCCUGCAAACACAUCUGCCUGGGUCUUCCUACUCUCCACCAGAGCCGGUUGUCUCGGGGUGAACCUAAUCGGGGCCAACCGCGUAGUGGUUUUUGACGCCUCGUGGAACCCGUGCCACGAUGCCCAGGCCGUGUGCCGAGUUUACCGCUACGGCCAAAAGAAACGCUGUCAUAUCUACAGGCUGGUUUGUGACUUCACCCUGGAGAAGAAAAUCUAUGACCGGCAGAUCUCCAAACAGAGCAUGUCUGAUCGCGUGGUGGACGACCUGAACCCUGUCCUGACCUUCACUCGCAGAGAGGUGGAAUCUCUGCUUCACUUUGUGGAAGAGGAACCAGACCCUGCUUAUGUUCAGCUGCAUAAUGAUGAUAUGGAGUCUGUCCUCAAGAGGGCGCUUUUUCUUUACCCACACCUCAUCACCAAGCAACCGUUUGCUCACGAGUCCUUGCUGAUGGAUCGCCGUGAGCUGAAGCUGAGUUCUGCAGAGAAGAAGGAGGCGAAGAAAGGCUACGAGGAUGAGAAACGCGCCUCUGUGCCUUACACGCGGCCCUCUUACGCUCACUACUACCCCGCCAGUGACCAGAGCCUCACCAACAUCCCUGCUUUCAGCCAGAGGAACUGGCGCCCACCUGCUCGAGUUGAAGACAAACCAGUAGCCAGUGUGCGUCCUCUCAAAUCAACUGCAGUUCCCAUGAUGCCUCGCCAGGCCACGGACCCCACCCCCAGCUCUGACUCCGCCUCCUCUGAGUCCAAACUGGGAGGAUUUCCGGUCAACUGUCUGCAGAAAGCCGGUGUUGUCGUGCAAAAGAUAGUCACUACAACUGACAUGGUAAUCCCAGGGACCAACAGCUCCACAGAUGUUCAGGCCCGAAUCGCAGCUGGAGAAAAUAUCCACAUCAUCAGAGGAACUAAAGGGACCUACAUUCGAACUUCAGAUGGCAGGAUCUUUGCCAUAAGAGCAGCGAACAAAGCAAAACCACUAGACAAAAAUGCAACAGCGCCACUCGAAGACUCCUUGCCUAAACCCGACGACCUCUCAUCCAAGAGAAGCACCGGCUGUGUUUCGCCUGACCGCAACCUACCGUCUUUGCCGCGGCCAAUUUCUCCGGACAGCCCAGAAAUCAUUAAUGAGCUCCAGCGCUACAGUACAACCACUGAACAGAAGCCUUCGCGACUCAACGGCACAGCCCUUCCCAAUAUGGCCUCUGCCUCGUCCGCCACUCCACAAGAUCUGCGCAUCACUUCCAAGCGCAAAUCCUCAUCUCCCUUGUCCUAUGAACGCCCCAGCAAGCAGCCGAUCAUGGGCCACUCCUCGGCUACAGCUGUGUUAGCUUCGCAGAGCUAUCCGUUCAAUAGCGCAUACCCUCUUCCGCACAUAGCCUUGAAUCCCUCAGUUCUUAGCCGAUCGCUUUACAUGAACUCGCCGUAUUUCCAAGGCUCGCCAUUGGGAGAAUCUGGGCAGUGGAGCUCUGACCUCGGAGAAUCAAUAAGCUUUCCAGAUGACUCUUUUUGA